This is a messenger RNA of Marmota monax (woodchuck), 3846 nucleotides long. It is a transcript of the gene Rmp24, whose product is annotated as chromosome unknown C18orf21 homolog. The transcript has 6 exons. The coding region runs from base 6 to 707 and encodes 233 amino acids. The record is from RefSeq and is a predicted model, not a curated record. Lineage: Eukaryota; Metazoa; Chordata; Mammalia; Rodentia; Sciuridae.
CGCUGAUGACGCUAGAAAGCCGACAUCCGGCGUCUCCUUUUUUUGCUGGGUCUCGGCGGCAAGUGGUAGUGAAGAUGAGGCAGAAGCACUAUUUGGAGGCUGCGGCGCGAAACCUAGUCGAGAGCUGCCCGGGCCAGGCCCGCUAUCUCCUCUGGGCCUACAGUUCGUCACACGUUUUAGAUGACAAGAGCACUUUUGAAGAAACAUGUCCAUACUGUUUCCAGCUGUUGGUUCUGGAUAAUUCUAGAGUGCGUCUCAAACCCAAGGCCAAAUUGACACCUAGAAUACAGAAACUUCUUAAUCGAGAAGCAAGAAAUAAUACGCUCAGUUUUAAAGAAGCAAAAAUAGUCAAAAAGUAUAAAGACUCCAAAAGUGUAUUGUUGAUUACUUGUAAAACAUGCAACAGAACGGUUAAACAUCAUGGUAAAAGCAGAAGCUUUCUGUCCACAUUGAAGAGCAGUCAUACCACUCCUACAAGCAAACUCAGCCCUAAGAGACCAGAGAGACAGUCUCCAAGUUUUGCAAACUUCACUCCUAAUAUGCCUGGCUCCAAAGGCAAGAGCCCAGCAUUGAUUUUCAGAACACCUACAUCUGGACAAUCAACACCCAUUUGCUCCUCAAGGAGUGUGAAAAAAGGAAAGAAACACUUCUCUCAACUAAAAAUGUUGCUUAGUCAGAAUGAAUCCCAAAAAAAUUCAAAGGUAUAGAUGGACACAACACAAUGCCUUUAUUUUUAUGUGGUGCUGAGGAUUGAACCCGGGUCCUGGCCGUGCUAGGCAAGCGCUCUACCGCUGAGCCACAAUCCCAGUCCCUCGUACUUUCUUUUUUUAGUGGUGUCGGGGAUUGUACCCAGGUCCUCAUGCAUGCUAGGCAUGCUCACUAGCACUGAGUCAUAUACCAGCCCAACACUCUUGAUUUAGGUGAUUUACAAGGUACAGAAAUUUCCCUUUUAUAACUUUCUAUUGUUUCUGUAGUAAUAUUUUAAAUUUGCUCUAGAGAUAACUCAUUUCUAGGUCUAAAAACCGUAUCAGAACAUAAACAGUAACAGUUUUGCUACCUUAAAUCUUUCUGAAAUUUAUAAAUGUAUACACACAUAUUUUAUUAAAAUAUAAAUUAAUUUUAAUAAAAAUUUAUUAAAAUUUUAUUUUUUAAUGAUAAACUAAGAUUGUACUCCACCUGUCUUAAGCUUUUCGGAAAAGGGAACCUUUACCUGGGCAUGGCAGCACAUGGUAUAAUCUCAGCUACUUGUGAGGCUGAGGCAGAAGGAUUCUAAGUUCAAGUCCAGCCUCAGCAAUUUAGUGAGACCCUAUCUCCAAGUGAAAAAUAAAAAGGACUGGGAAUAUAGCUCAUUGGUAAAGCACCCCUGGGUUCAAGUCCAAGUACCACAAAAAGAAAACAAAGAAAGAGAACUAUUAUACACUACCAGUGGUAAUGGAAGUUGGUACAGCCAUUUGGAAAAGACUGGGAAUGUGGCUUAGUGGUAGACUGCUUGCUUAGGUUCAGUACCCAGCAUUAAAUCCCACUCUGGGUAUAUAUCCAAAGGAACUGAAAUCUAUAUGUUGCAGAGAUGUCAGCUCUCCCAUGUUUGUCGCAAGUGUUAUUCACAGUAGUCAAAAUAUGGAAAUGACCCAAGAGCCAUCAGUGGACAAAUGAAUUUUUUAAAGAUACCUUUAUUUUAUAAAGAUAUAAAGAAAGAAAGAAAGAUAUAAAUAAUCUAUUUUUAUUUAUUUAUUUAUUUAUUUUGGUACCAGGGAUUGAACUCGGGCAUUCGACCACUGAGCCACAUCCCAGCCCUAUUAUUAGAGACAGGGUCUCACCUAGUUGCUUAGUGCCUUGCAGUUGCUGAGGCUGGCUUUGAACUCUCAAUUCUCCUGUCUCAGCUUCCCAAGCCGCUGGGGUUACAGGUGUGUGCCACUGUGCCUGGCUAUUUUUAUGUGGUGCUGAGGAUUGAACCCAGGGUCUCACACAUGUUACACAAGUACUCUACCACUGAGUUAUAUCCCCAGUCCAACAAAUGGAGUUUUUGGGGGGUUGGGAGGUACUGGGGAUUGAACUCAGGGGCACUCGACCACUGAGCCACAUUCCCAGCCCUACUUUUAUUUUAUUUAAAGACAAGGUCUCUCUCUCAAAGGUCUCUGAGUUGCUUAGCACCUCACCAUUGCUGAGACUGGCUUUGAACUUGCCAUCCUCCUGUCUCAGCCUCCCAAGCCAAUGGGAUAACAAACUGCACCACCAUGACCGAACAACAAAUUGAUUUUUAAAAUAUGAAAUACAUAGUGGAAUACUAUUCAGCCUUUUAAAAGCAGGAAAUUCUAUCAUUUGCUACAACAUGCAUGAACCUGCAGGACAUGCUGCUAAGCGAAAUAAGCGGGGCACAGAGAGACAAAUCUUGUAUUUUCUCAUGUGGAUCCAAAACAGUUGAACACAGAAGUAGAGAAUAGAAUGGUGGUUACCAGAGGCUGAGAGAGAGAUUGUUCAAAGGAUACAACGUUUCAGUUAGGAUUAAGUUAAUGUAUACUUAAAAAUAACUAAAAGAUUUUAAAUAUAGUCACCACAAAGAAAUGAUAAAUAUUUGAUAUGAUGCAUGUCCAUCAGCUUGAUUUAAUCCACAGUGUACACAUGUAAUGAAACAUCACAUUGUACCCUGUGACCAUAUAUAAUUACUUGUAAGAAUAAAAUAAUAAAAUGGAUGCACAAGAACGCCAUGUUUGGUGAAUCUCAUAAGUUGUACUGAAAAAGAAAAAUAAGUAAAAAAUACUUUGAAUAUUAAUCUGGUUCCUCUCUGCUGCUUGAAAGUUUGAAACUUAAAUUUUCAUGUAUUAGGGCCUGCCUGACAAACUGAAAGGCUAAGAUUAACCAGUUGGAAAUUAUGCUAACAAGAACAAGCACCACAACAAUGGCAAACAGGGACAGGCUUUCCCUUUGUAUCCACAAACAUCUACCACUACCAUUCUUAAUUGGGCUUCUGACCACCUUAGGCUCAUAAAACACUGAAAAGCUGAGGAAGGAUUCUGCAAUGGAUAAUCUUAGGAAACAUGUGCCUCUUACUGGUCACUACUGACCAGUUGGCACUAUUUUCAAAGCUGUGAGCAACCCAUCAAACUCUUCAUUAAGUCAGAUAGCAGAGGCUGGAGUUGUUCAGUGGUAGAGCACUUGCCUAGCAUGUGUUAGUCACUGAGUUCGAUUCUUGGCACCACAUAAAAAUAAAUAAAAUAAAGGUAUUGUGUCCAUGUACAACUGAAAAAAAAGCAAUGUUUUUCAAUUCAUCUUCCAACCCUGGUCAAAUAGUGAUGACUUCCUGAAGUUCUUAUUUUAUUCAUAAGAGAAAAACAUUCAGAAUGCAUGUUUAAGGAUAUGGCAUGAGUUGAGACAUAAUGAAUACUCAAGAGUUCUUUCCCCCACCCCCAGACAGGGUCUCACUAAAUUGCCCAAGCUGUCCUCAGCCUCCAAGUCAGGCAUUAUAGGUGUUUGUGUAAGCAACUUAGCAAGACCCUGUCUCAAAAAAUAUAAAGGGUGAGGGAUAUGGUUCAGUGGUUAAGCACCCCUUGGUUCAAUUCCCAGCAUUGGAAAAAGAAAAAAAAUUAUAACUUUAAAAAUACCUGUCUAACUAUUUUUAGAUGUAUCUGAACAAGCCAAUGGCUCUGAGUCAAGUCCCUUUAUGUUUUUUGAGACAGAGUCUCACUAAGUUGCUUAGGGCCUCACUAAAUUGCCAAGGCUGGCCUUGAAUUUGCAAUCCUCUUGUCUUAGCCAAAUUGUUUUUUGAGUUAAGAUAUACGUGUUGUGUAGUAUACAUUUGGUAACUUUUAACUAUAAUCUGACUAUUAAAUACAUUGACAUUGUUGUGCA